Molecule: messenger RNA, 4039 nt
Organism: Bombyx mori (domestic silkworm)
Lineage: Eukaryota; Metazoa; Arthropoda; Insecta; Lepidoptera; Bombycidae
Product: acid phosphatase type 7
Exons: 10
Coding region: 1004-2320 (438 amino acids)
Molecular function (GO): acid phosphatase activity; metal ion binding
Source: RefSeq, a predicted model, not a curated record
GCGAUGGUGUCUCUAAACCCUCACAAUUAAUUAGGUGAACGGUAGGUUUGCCUCCCUUCUGUGCCAAAAAAAAAACAAGAAAUAUUACAGAGUACACAAAAUAUUAUCUUUUAGUAAAACAAGUACCUAUACAUAGUGAUAAGGAAGCGCUUAGAAAAAAAAAUCGAUGCAAAUGGAAUAAAAUAUAUCACCUACGUUGUAAAUGUAUAUUUCUGUGAUCGCUAGCUGCGGACCGGGCAGUGUUCUGUGGGGCGAGUUUUCGGUGGUAUUUAAAUCAUAGACAAUGUGUGAUCAGAUUGCCGAGAAUUUUAGGCACCAUUGCGGUCUGGGGUGGGCAGACCGAUAAAAUGCAUAAAAAUCAAAUAAAUAAUGUAUGAUUGAACUUUCUGACUUGAAGACACUAGCUGUUUGGGGGGGACGUAGAGCCCGUUAAAGUACUCAUUUUGGAAAACGAAUGAAGUUGCAAUUUGUAUACCAAGUGCGAUCAAGUCAAAAGCAAACCACUUCAAAGUUCCAUUUUCAAUUAACCUUUUAAUUGGACGUAUUGGGAUAUCCGUAUGUGUAUGUUGUGCACGUACGCUAACAAUCAAUAAUAAUGAAAAUAUGGUUAUCUAAUCAAUUAGUAUCAGUUAAACGGCAGUAAGAAGUCUUAGUGAAUUCUCUGUGUCUCUAGUGAAAAAAAUACUUCAUUACUUUUCCCUAAUCGACUUCAUUUCGUACGACAAACAGCUUUGACUAUUAUCACAAUAAACUUGGCUGUAUGGAAUAUGUUCCCUUACUUUUCGCAAUGGUAAACAAACGUUUUUGUUUGUAAUCCUGCAAAACUCUAGGAUUGUUUAAACUUAUUGAGGAGUUUUACUCUUAUCAGUUCGUUCGGUGAAUCGCAAUAGAUCUGAAAUAAACAGUGCAUAACAAUUACUUUUAAUCUAAACGCGUAACGCGUAACGGACACAUAAUCGCUCCUGUAAUAAAAGUUUACUUUAAAUAAAAUUAAGCCAACAAAAUGGAACUAUUCUUCUUAUUUACGUUAUUCAGCUUUUCAUUAGCUUCGAUACUGAAUCAAGGCGCUGUAACCUACGACUGUCCGUAUUGUCAGCCGGAACAGAUUCAUAUAGCAUUUGGAGAGAAAACCAAUGACAUCAAAAUAACAUGGUCCACUUUCAACGACACUCAGGAGUCCACUGUGGAAUAUGGAGAAGGUAUUAUGGAAAAGGAAGCUACAGGUUCAGCUACUUUGUUCACUGAUGGUGGUAAAGAGAAACGUUCUCAAUGGAUCCAUACUGUUCUGCUAAAGGACUUGAAAUUUAAUACUAGAUACGUUUACCAUGUCGGUUCUGUAUACGGAUGGUCUGAGCUGUUUUCCUUCAAGACUCCUCCGGAAGGCGAAGACUGGUUAUUGCGGGCCGCUAUAUACGGUGAUAUGGGCAAUAAAAAUGCUCACUCCCUGUCAUACUUGCAAGAUGAAGCCGAACGGGACCACUUCGAUGUGAUCCUCCACGUGGGCGACUUCGCGUACGACAUGGACACGGAGGACGCUCGGGUCGGUGACGAGUUCAUGAGACAGAUCCAGCCGCUGGCCGCCACUGUGCCCUACAUGACUUGCCCGGGAAACCAUGAGGAGAAAUACAACUUCAGCAACUACGUGAACCGCUUCUCGAUGCCCGGCCCGGACUCGAACCUGUACUACAGCUUCGACCUGGGCCCCGUGCACUUCGUGUCCGUAUCGACCGAGGUGUACUACUUCACGGAGUAUGGGCUCAAGUUGAUCGUCAACCAGUACGAUUGGCUAAAGGAGGAUUUGGCUGAAGCGAACACCCCUGAAAACAGGUCAAAGCGGCCCUGGAUAAUACUGUUCGGCCACCGACCCAUGUACUGCAGCAACUCCAACGACAUCGACUGCAGCGUGGAACUCACCCGCGUCGGAAUCGCCGGAAUGUUCGGUCUAGAACCAUUGCUGAUAGAGUUUGGCGUGGACGUGGUCAUAUGGGCUCAUGAGCACUCUUACGAGAGAUCCUGGCCCUUGUACGAUAAUGUUGUGUACAAUGGUACCGAGGGACCUUACAUCAAUCCUGGAGCUCCCGUACAUAUAAUAACUGGGUCGGCUGGUUGCCAAGAGGGACGAGACCAUUUCGGACAUAAUCCUUUCAAGUGGUCAGCGUUUCACUCGCAGGACUUCGGAUAUACGAAGUUGAAUAUCUACAACAAAACGCACAUUAACUUCGAACAGAUCUCCGUUGAUCUCGAAGGACAAACCAUAGACGACUUUUGGUUGAUCAAAAAUAAUAAAAAUAACAGAACUUCUUUUGCGAUACCGAAAUAGGAAUCUUCAAGAUAUAAUAAUGAUCAAAUUUAUUAGGUAAUUAUUAGGUACUAGCGACCCGCCCUCGCUUCGCUUCGGAAUCUAUAAUUUAUUAUUGAUUUAUCCACUAUUUAAUGGAUGUUAUUAUACAUAUAAACCUUCCUCUUCAAUUACUCCUAUCUAUUAAAAAAAACCGCAUCAAAAUCCGUUGCGUAGUUUUAAAGAUUUAAGCAUACAUAAGGACAGAGGAAGCGACUUUGUUUUAUGUAGUGAAGUAUUAGCAUGCGCGCCACCUGGUGGUGAACAGUGACCGUUGUUCAUGGAUAUCAGAAGAGGCAGUCAAGACGCUAACUAGCGCUUACGAUAAGUCAAAAGCGAGAUUUCAUAUAAAUAAUAGAUUAGAUUUAAAUAAAUAGAUUUAAACCUAGAUGAUUACUAAAAUUUUAUUUUUCAUCAAUCCGCAAUGUAAAACGUACAAAACUUCAGGUUCAAGAAUCACAUAAACACGGAAUUGCCUGGAAAACACAGAGCUGACGGAACAUUGUUAUGAGCGCACUAAUAAUAGUAACAUUUCCGUAAGAUUUAGUUAUCUGAAGAACAAUCGCGAGCCAUUUAAAUAUUGUUAUCGUAUUAGAUCACCAGCAUUGAAAUUUCUUCGUUUCUGAGAUCAGCUUCCAAACACACUGCUGUAUUAUUCACGCGCCCCGAUAACGCGAAUCAGAUAAAAGAAAUAAUUACAAUACCUAGACGGCCUACUCGGCGUUCGAAUCAAAUCCGCUUUUAAUACUACGUGCAUUCAGCUGGGAGGGUUUUUUUUAUUGCUUAGAUGGGUGAACGAGCCCACCUGGUGUUAAGUGGUUACUGAAACCCAUAGACAUCUACAACGUAAAUGCGCCACCCACCUUGAGACAUAAGUUCUAAAGUCUCAGGUAUAGUUAAAACGGCUGCCCCACCUUUCAAACCGAAACGCAUUACUGCUUCACGGCAGAAAUAGGCAGGGUGGUGGGUACCUACACGCGCGGACUCUCAAGAGAUCCUACCACCAGUAAAUCUUGUAGUUUAAAUAAAAAACACGUGUGGCACUUGGGGACUGCCGCGGCAAAGCGAUUGCAUAGCAUUUUUAUCAAUUUAUGCAAUUAUAAUCGGACAAUAAUAAUUAAAUAUUAAAACAAUAAUAAAAUAAGACCACGCUAUAUUUAUAAACAUUAACAAAAGCAAAACAUUAACUGUCCCCUUCACACUCAUAAGCUAAGCCGUGCGAGAGAGAGAUGGGCAGACUUUUCAUGAUGUGCAUGCAGCCACAUUUCAUGAUGUCACGCUGCGCGCAUAUCACAAACACUGCACAAGCGCAACGUGUGAAUAUGUUGAACGCGAGCUACAUGGUAAGCGGAGUGGGGGUGUUAGUUUUAUUUUACGUUACGGAAUUUCUUGAUUCGGUCGUCGCGCUCAAAGCCCGCGAUAAAAACUGUGAUAAAAAAUAGCUUAACAAUAGGCACUAAACGUAAUAGUUCACAGAGUUCUAGGUCAAAAGAAAUUGACAAUGAAUCGUGACGUCCGAUCGUGUCUCAUGCUAAGCGACGACGCGACGUUCGUAUGGUAAUCAGUGGAUUCAGUUGCUUUCUAAUCAAGCCGAGGAAUUAUAUGAAUUUACACUUCGAUUCCAUCGACUGAGCUGCCGUAGAUAACAAUAUUAAGUACAUGAGGAAAUAAGUAUUAUAAAAUUAUAUUAUAGUGACUGAC